UAAGCACUCCACUAUCAAACAUGUCUUUCAAAUUAAAUUGUGUCCUUUUUAUGUCUUUUUCGAUGAUAGCAAUUGCUUUUACCGUCUGCCUUGCAACAAAUGAUGAUCAAAAGUUACCAAUUUCAUUAAACCAUGUAACAAAUUCUCUAGAUUCGUUCCCCAAACUGCAACCUGGUGAUUGGAAGAACUUGGAUCCAAACGAUCCUAAAGUAGUGGACCUUGCAAAAUUUGCUGUAAAGGAGGCAAAUAAGAGAGAUGUAGGCUACAAAGUAUAUAAGUAUGUGAAAGUGAUGAAAGCAGCCUAUACUCAAUUUAGUUAUUUUGGUAACACUUAUGAUCUUCUUGUUAAGGCCACAGAAAUAAAAUCUGGUGUCACAGAUGAUUAUAUCGCAUUUGUUAAUAUAGGUGUUAUAGGAGAAGAUAAAGGUAAAAGAUUUCUAUUGAGCUUCAGUCCAACUUUUGCUUAAAAUUAUCCCAAAGUGUAUGAGUAUUUAGACAUCAAUAAUCUUCAAUAAACAUUUUAUUUUCAUGUUA
Molecule: messenger RNA, 534 nt
Organism: Solanum dulcamara
Lineage: Eukaryota; Viridiplantae; Streptophyta; Magnoliopsida; Solanales; Solanaceae
Exons: 1
Coding region: 21-467 (148 amino acids)
Molecular function (GO): cysteine-type endopeptidase inhibitor activity
Source: RefSeq, a predicted model, not a curated record